This is a messenger RNA of Polyodon spathula (Mississippi paddlefish), 1133 nucleotides long. RefSeq names its product max-interacting protein 1-like. NCBI's taxonomy places the organism in Eukaryota, Metazoa, Chordata, Actinopteri, Acipenseriformes, Polyodontidae. The coding region runs from base 277 to 957 and encodes 226 amino acids. The record is from RefSeq and is a predicted model, not a curated record. Gene Ontology annotation, biological process: regulation of transcription by RNA polymerase II. Gene Ontology annotation, molecular function: protein dimerization activity; RNA polymerase II cis-regulatory region sequence-specific DNA binding; DNA-binding transcription factor activity, RNA polymerase II-specific. The transcript has 5 exons.
GAUGAAAGCAAGAAUAACUUUACGUUUUAUUUAAAAACUAGUGGCGUUUAUUUUUCUAAUACGUCUGUAUACAUUAUACAUAUUUAGUUAAACUAUUCUUUGAAAUACGCAUUUCAAAUUUCAGUUAUUAAUGGAUUGGUGUAUUAAUUUUCUGUAGAUAUUCAGGCGCGGAGGUGAAUAGAUCUUCUUUUUUUUUUUUUAUAUGUAUGGUGCAGAUUACGGUAUAAAGAAAAUAAACAACACAUCGUAUAGAUCUAAGAAGCUACCACAAACGCCAUGUGUGGUGGUGUUGUUUUUUUCAUGUGUUUAUAUUAUGUUAAUAACUAUGCAACAGUCAGUAUUUUGUCAGCUGAUCUGCAAGCUUAUUUCCCCCCUCUAGAAUGCGAACAUGGAUAUGCAUCGAUAUGUCCUUCUGGUCAGAACUCAAAUUAUCAAAGACAGCGAAAAUUCAGGAAUAAAAAAAAUACCAGCAGUGAUAUCAGGUCUACUCACAAUGAAUUAGAAAAGAACAGACGAGCACAUCUCCGACUAUGUUUGGAGCGACUUAAGGCACUUAUACCACUGGGACCAGACUGCAACAGGCACACAACACUGGGGUUACUCAACAAAGCCAAAGCACAUAUUAAGAAACUUGAAGAGACGGACCGUAGGAGUGAGUACCAGCUGGAGACCCUGCAGCGGAAGCAGCGGCACUUACAGAGACAGCUGGAGCAGCUCCAGGGGGUCCAGGACAGGGAGCGGGUACACAUGGCCAGCUCUACCCUGUGCUCUGACCACUCCGAUUCAGAUCGAGAAGAGAUUGAGGUGGACAUAGAAAGCACAGAGUUCUCCCAUGGAGAAAUGGACAGUGUGAGCACAACCAGCACCAGCGACCUCGAUGACCACAGCAGCCUGCAGAGUGUGGCCAGUGAUGAGGGCUACUCCAGCUGCAGCAUUAAGCUUGCCUUCUCCACCUAGAUGCCUGGAGCAGUGGGGGUGUGGGUGGGAGAGAGGGAGCAUUCACAGCACAGGGUUCUACGCAUAUCAGUACCCAUGGGGUUGAGAACUUGAAUCUGCUUCAUGCUUGAUAACACUAUGUAACACAAUUUUUGUUCCUGGGUAGUAAGUGUUAUUUCCUAAUUGCUUAUGCCUCA